CGGUGGAUGAGAUGGCUGUGUCUAUCUGAGAGAUGAGCUGAGUUUUCUCUAAGGGGCUGGUCUGUAGCUGUAUAAAUCCUAUUUAAGUCACCCAGGCUCUCGCUUUAUCCUGCACAUCCGCAACAGCACAGCUACAGACAGGCUGUGGAGGUGCAGCUCAACUACAAGCCAAGCAACUCUAAAGCUGUUUGACUCACGAGUCUGCCACAGUCUUCCUACAACCACAUCAAGUACAACUAUGGUGUGUGCCGGUGUGUUGAGGGGACUCCUCCUGUUUUCUCUCUUCUACUCUGGACUCUGGGGUGUGGAAGGGAAGACUCUGGACCAGAAUACUCUCCCUCGUGCCAUCAAGUUUCUUCGCCAAAACUACCAGUCAGGGAGCGCUAACCAGGUUGCCAUAGCCUUCAACGCACCUGUAGAUAAGUGUGCUGACUACCUCGAUAACAACUUCCUCCACACAUAUCCUGGACGCACUGUGAGGAAUGCUCUUAACAGUGCUCAACGUCUCUACGUCGGUCAAGAACUGAUUGCAGCUAAACCAAGGCCCAUUCCGGGCAUAAUUCCACCAAGAAACCAACAUUCAGAAUAUGUUCUCCUGAAGUUACCCACUAUAAAUACGUCUCCCAUGAAACAGCUCCUUAAUAAGGACAAAACAGGUUGUGUGGUGUUCUAUACUUAUAAUUCCCCUUGUACAAGUACCUGCAUCAGACCUGGGAGCUGUUAUAAUAUCAUAGAUGCUCUAGACAUGUUCAAGCAACACAAUGGUCCAAAGGCUUUUGUCUUUACAGAGGUAUGGAAGCAUGAUUGUGACAAAGAUAUUUCCACCAACCUUAGAGAAGUCCUAAAGCGUGUCCCCCUCUAUCGUUGUAGAGAUAACAACAAUUGUGUUGCUUGCACAGCUGACAAUCUUAAUAGCUGUACACGGAAAUAGAAAGAGGAGACUGUGAGGACAGAUUUCUAAGAUGCUUUAUAUAAUAUAAGGUCACAGGAUGAACACAGAGUAAAAAGAAUGUUUCGUUUUGGUAGAAGACCAGCUUAGCAAUGUCAGAGAGACUUGCGCUUUUUUGUCUGAGGAGGUGCAUGGUAAACAUGUUAUUGUUACCUUUCCACUGUCUGGAUUGCUUUUAGCAAAUUCUUAAAAUUCUGCAAUAAGCCUUUAUAUAAAAAAACAUAUAUUAAAAUGUGUAAAAGUGUUUUGUUGCAUUAAGUGUGCCUAUUGGUGGAUAACCGUGUGUGUGUGUGUGUGUGUGUGUGUGUGUGUGUGUGUGGUUAGAUUUAGAUGCACUGCUCCAUCAUGUAUUUCAGGAUUUUGAACAUGCUUCUCUCUAGUUUUUUUUUUUAUUUUGAUUUGAUUGGGUGUAUCGUAACUGAUCUGCUAUUCUGCCAUGGCUAAUAAACUGAUUAAAGCAUCAA
This is a messenger RNA of Sardina pilchardus (European sardine), 1413 nucleotides long. RefSeq lists its product as uncharacterized. The coding region runs from base 239 to 931 and encodes 230 amino acids. NCBI's taxonomy places the organism in Eukaryota, Metazoa, Chordata, Actinopteri, Clupeiformes, Clupeidae. The transcript has 3 exons. The record is from RefSeq and is a predicted model, not a curated record.